AAGCCGUGCUUCUCGGUUGGAAAAACUAAAAAAAGCUCUCUGGACGGCGGGGCCAGAGCUGAUGGCAGACAAUGUCAGCCACUAACAACAUAGCCCAGGCCCGGAAGCUGGUGGAACAGCUCCGCAUCGAAGCCGGGAUCGAGCGCAUCAAGGUCUCUAAAGCCUCGUCGGAACUCAUGAGUUACUGCGAGCAGCAUGCCCGGAACGACCCCCUGCUGGUCGGCGUCCCUGCCUCUGAAAACCCCUUUAAGGACAAGAAACCGUGUAUUAUUCUAUAGCUCUGCCUUCCUGUGUGUCCCCCCCACCUCUGUCUCCCCCUCGGUCAGGGCAUCAUUCAGUACGUAGCCAAGCAAAGCGUUUCCUGUCCCCAAAACUUUUAAUUCCAAAAGAAAUGCAGAACGUCGCCACCGCCCAGAUGGGGUAAAACGUGCCCUCUGGGUUUGGACGGAUUUUCAGACCCAACAACGCAGCCCUC
Ceratotherium simum simum (southern white rhinoceros) is the source of this 475-nucleotide messenger RNA. Lineage: Eukaryota; Metazoa; Chordata; Mammalia; Perissodactyla; Rhinocerotidae. The record is from RefSeq and is a predicted model, not a curated record.